This is a messenger RNA of Sander lucioperca (pikeperch), 993 nucleotides long. RefSeq lists its product as uncharacterized. Lineage: Eukaryota; Metazoa; Chordata; Actinopteri; Perciformes; Percidae. Gene Ontology annotation, biological process: G protein-coupled receptor signaling pathway; sensory perception of taste. Bases 13 to 993 code for a protein of 326 amino acids. Gene Ontology annotation, cellular component: membrane. The record is from RefSeq and is a predicted model, not a curated record. Gene Ontology annotation, molecular function: G protein-coupled receptor activity. The transcript has a single exon.
AUCAUUGUCAUUAUGUAUGAAUUGAAUAAAUUGACCCUCUGGGUAAUGACAGGUCUGGUUGCUGUCACGACCGUCUUCUUUAAUGGCUACAUCUUCUUGGUGAGUCUGUGGAACUACAGGCAGAACAAGAAGUGGAGUCCGUGUGAGACCAUCAUUCUGGCUCUGUCAGUGGCCGACGUGGCUCACCAGCUGCUCUGUUACUUUUGGAUGACCAUGAACGAGGUGGACAGUCAGUGCCAAAUCUCUGCGAUGCCCUACACCGUCAUGAUGCUGUUAAUCUACAGCCUCAAGUUCACCAUCAUGUGGGACACCAGCUUUCUCACUUUUUACUACAGCACCAAGCUGGUACACACCCCCAAUCACUGCUACACACAGAUCCAGGCCGCCAUCCUCAGGCACGUCACCUUAGCUGUUUGUCUCAUCCCUCUGUGCGGCCUGGGCACCUGCAUGCCCAUGCUCUUGGUGUUUAACUCUGGCAACUUCACCUUAGCCGACAGAGUCUGUGGGGUUUUAAUGCCCAACUCGUCCUCUGGCCAGAUCUACCAAGGAAUGUUUCUGAUCCUGGCUGAUGUGCUGCCAGGGGUGCUCAUGGUGAAAUGCUGCAUCUCCAUCUCUGUCCACCUGGCCAUCCAUCUCCGUCACAUGAAAGCCAGCACAAAUGCGGCGCACGGGCCCAAGCUGGGCACCCAGAUGAGGGUGAUCAAGAUGGCUUUAUCUCUAGUGGCCGUCUUCAUCCUCUGCCUCAUGGUCGACCUGUACGUCAACUACCAGAUAAUGGUGAAGAACAGCGAGAACAUCAUCGUGCUCAUGUUCUUCUUCACAUCCAUCUACACGACUGUCACCGCCACGGUGCUGAUCUAUGGGAAAAAGACGUUCUGGAAAGCUCUGAUACAUGAAUUGAAUGUCUGCCUGGAUAUAUAUCCGUGUUUGGCUCGUCUGAAGGUGCCUGAACAAAAGGCGAAACCCAGCGCUCCUGCAAAAGUUCACACCUGA